Molecule: messenger RNA, 2371 nt
Organism: Drosophila biarmipes
Lineage: Eukaryota; Metazoa; Arthropoda; Insecta; Diptera; Drosophilidae
Gene: Hgsnat
Product: heparan-alpha-glucosaminide N-acetyltransferase
Exons: 6
Coding region: 316-2046 (576 amino acids)
Source: RefSeq, a predicted model, not a curated record
GCUGUUUAUUGCCGCCUUGUUGUUGCUGCCAAUGCCUCUGCUCGCUGUUGUUGUUGCUGUUGGCACUUGCGAUUUGUUUUUAUUGCGCACUCGAAAUUGUUUUGUUAUUUAGUGGCGAUACUGGGCGAAAAGCGCUUGAGAUGGUCGAAAAUCGAGCGCAUUUAAGUUUAGUUUAAGUUAGUCGCUCGAGCAGUCCGUGUGUGUGUGUGUGCGUGGUCCGAGGCUGCGGUGAAUGCAGUUUGGCAAUUGCAGUUGCAGUUUGCAAAUGUGAACGAAGAGCGGCGCAACAAGGGAAAAUAGAUGAAAUAGGCGAAAAUGUCGCUUUUCGUGGAGUACACUGAGCCGAAAUGGCGCGACCUGGACAUGCGCGCGCUGUCCGUCGACCAGUUCUACCUGUACCUGCGCUCGCACUUCCCCAGCGAGGGCCACCUGUACUCGCUGUCCGACGAGUGCUACACGUGUCCGUACACCAAAGUGAAAGCUCUGCCCGCGGCCGACGGCGCUGCCGGCGCCGCUGAACCGUUACGUUUGAGCUCGGCGUUCGGGCUGAAUUUCAAGAUAUUCGAGCACGAUCAGGGUCACUACGCCUACGACAAUGUCUCGUCGCUCUGCUGGCUGCGUCGCACCGACCUGCAGGAAUUCGGCGUCUACAACCUGACCCUCGAAGCGAACGGGACCUGUACCUUUGCGGUGGACAAGCCGGGGGUGCCCAUUAACUAUGCUUUCCUCGCCGUCUUCGUGCUGGUUGCCGCCCUGCUAAUCGCCCUGAAGCUGGUGAGCUGCGCCUGGCGUUGCUAUCGGUACGAUGAGGCCACCGCCGCCGCGGACAGCAUCGGAGAGGCCGCCACCAAGGCCACGCAAAGGAAGCGGCUCCGCAGCCUGGACACCUUCCGCGGCCUUUCGAUCGUCCUGAUGAUCUUCGUGAACAGCGGCGGUGGCGGCUACACCUGGAUCGAGCACGCCGCCUGGAAUGGCCUGCACCUGGCCGACGUGGUCUUCCCCUCGUUCCUCUGGAUAAUGGGCGUCUGCAUACCGCUCUCCGUCAAGUCUCAACUCUCGCGCGGCAGCAGCAAGGCCGGCAUUUGCCUGCGCAUCGUCUGGCGAUCCGUCAAGCUCUUCGCCAUUGGCUUGUGCCUGAACUCGAUGAGUGGCGCGAAUCUGGAGCAACUGCGUCUCAUGGGCGUGCUGCAGCGGUUCGGAGUGGCCUUCCUGGUGGUCGGUGUGCUGCACACGUUGUGCUGCCGCAGGGAGCCCAUAAGUCCGCAGAGAUCCUGGCAGCGGGCCGUGCACGAUGUGUGCCUCUUCAGCGGAGAGCUGGCCGUGCUGUUGGCCCUGGUGGCCACCUACUUGGGCCUUACCUUUGGCCUGCGAGUGCCCGGCUGUCCGCGGGGCUACCUGGGACCCGGCGGCAAGCACGAUUACAAUGCCCAUCCCAACUGUAUUGGUGGCGCGGCCGGCUAUGCGGACCUCCAGGUGCUGGGCAACGCGCACAUCUACCAGCAUCCCACGGCCAAGUAUGUCUACGACUCCACAGCCUUCGAUCCGGAGGGUGUAUUCGGCUGCAUCCUGAGCGUGGUGCAGGUGCUGCUGGGCGCCUUUGCGGGCGUCACCCUGCUGGUGCACCCCAACUGGCAGUCGAGGAUUCGCCGCUGGAUGAUCCUGGCCGUCUUCCUAGGCCUCAUUGGCGGCGCCCUGAGCGGCUUUUCGCGCGAAGGCGGCGCCAUUCCCGUGAACAAGAACCUCUGGUCGCUGUCCUUCGUCUGCGUGACGGUCAGCCUGGCCCUGGUGAUCCUGUCGCUGCUCUACUACGUCGUCGACGUGCGGGAGAUGUGGAGCUGGUCGGGCUAUCCCUUCACCGAGUGCGGCAUGAACGCCAUCGUCAUGUACGUGGGCCACUCGGUGCUGCACAAAAUGCUGCCCUGGCACUGGCGCAUCGGCGAGAUGAACACCCACUUCAUGCUCCUGCUGGAGGCCACGUGGAACACCCUGCUCUGGGUGGGCAUCGCCCUGUACCUGGACGCCCAGGAGUUCUACUACAGCCUGUAGGGCUGCGGGGCUGCCUCCGCCUGAAAAAGCCCCCAUAUGCACAACUCAAUUGCCAAAUAAACUAGCGUCUUGUACAUAUAGAUCGAUUUUACGCAUAUGUUCCCUCAAAGACCAUGGGAAAUGUUUAGUAUUUGUAACACAACUCCGAAUUUUGCAUGUCUUGCGAGCACAAAUCGAUGUCAAAUAAAGUAUAUGCAAUGAUAAAAGAGAUUUCCUUUCCCAUCAAGGAAGCAUUGCCACUUUUCGAAUAUUUCAAAGACAUUUCGAUAUAGUUCCAAAUAUUUUAUUUGUAUUUGUAUUUGAAAUAAAAAACAUUUUCUUUUAA